AUGGAUGCAAGGACAAGCAUGGCGUAUUCCCGUCUUGGGCAAGAGAGCCCCCGGCUUUCUUCAUCCCCGGUCGUUGAGGAGCUUUUCGACCAGAUAUUCGAUUGGCGUCUCUACUGCGAGUCCACCCGGGAGCUAGAACCGUCCCACUUGCCCGGCCGCCAGACGCCGCAGGGCCUGUCCAAGCUCAUAACCCAUUUCGCUCCCCCAUCUCUUGACCUUGACACUCUUGCCAUCAGUGACCUCCAACCCGAGCUCUACAAAAUGAAGACUCAGUUCCGGCCUGAUGAUGACACGCCCACCACCUCCACCUCGGACUACUCGGCACACUCCCCUCCCGAGUUGGUCCAGGAAGGAGGCAGCACAUCUCCUUCGGACCACUCCGGAUCUGUCUUCCUCGACCACGUUGAAGAGCGUCCCCACCCAGCUGAUGUUACCCUUCAUGAAGUCCAAGCCCAAGAUGAUGAGUGGACUUAUCCACAGACCGAAGACGCCCUCAAACCCGUUCGUCCGGGCUACCCUUCCCACAUUCUCGUUCAGGGAGACUGUACUGGGCUUCAGUCGAGGCAAGCUGCUGGAACAAAGCGUCGACGCUCCAUCAAGGACAUCGACAAGAGGCCCAGGCAGUUAGUUGACCCUGUCCAGACGGCAGACGUCCGCAAGAGUGGGGCAUGUGUGCCAUGUCGAGUAACCAAGACCAGGUGUCAUGACAGUGGUGUCUGUCCCACAUGCAGAAAGGCGUUUCCGAACCAUUCUCAUCUCAUCUGCACUCGCUUGACUCCCGCGACGGCUUGGCCAGUCAUGGCCAAGGUACCAGACUUUUGGUCCAGCUUUGCUGCUGAGGAGCAGUAUCUCUGUUCCGGUCCCCGGUUUUUCACCGGCAGCCCAAGGGAUAUCGCCAUCUUGUUCAGCAAUGAGAAGCAUUCGCCUUCGUUGUAUGCCACAGUCCAGGCAUACAGGUCCACCAAUAACCAUGAUGAGACCGGAUGUCCGAGAACUGCUGCGUUUCCUCGAGAGAAGGUCCCCAGUCAUCCAAGGCUCCAGCGAUGGGUUGAAGAGCAAAUCAAGCGUGAGGCCGGCGCAGAGUUCGGUCUCCUGUUGCAAAACUUUCUGCGAGUAUACUCCAAAGACGAUCUGCAAAAAAUGCCCAAGUACGAUUUGGUGAGCAAGGUUCACAAGAUGAAUUGCUUUUUCAGAAUCUGGAAAAUGCCCGCGUUCUUGUGCAUAGACCCUUCCAAGAAGCUAGUUCCCCUCCCGGUUUCGGUUCAGGCGCAGCUGAGAAGCAUCGCCAGAAAGGCGCUAGACCGGUUGGAGUAUGAUGUAUUCAAGAUGUUGGACGACUGCCUCAGCCAACAGGGCUCGCCAAAGGCAGAUGAGCGCGUUGCCAUUUGGGUGAGCAUGUGGCAGCUCAUGCUCAUGUACAGAGAGCUCUUGAUCGCGUACAAGGCCCAUCUUGGCCAAAUGAAGCGGGACCCAAGCUCCCCUGAUGAAUUCAUCACUUCCCAGACUCAGCAACACCGGCGUCUCGUUGAUAACUUCUAUCCCCUCCUCGCCAUCUUUUAUCAUUAUCAGUUCCGAACCAGGAAAAGCAUCGAGCUAUCUUUCGACUGGCUGGACGGAAUGCCAUCGUCCUCGGUACCACGUGAGGACAAGGACAACAUUCGUUGCAUUGGCCAGCAAUUGCUUGUCUCGAGAGCAAGUCUUUAUGGUUACAUUGAAUCUUCAGCAGACACGGUUGACGUGGACAAGAUGCUGUGGACUUUUGUCGUCGAGCACGAGGUGAAGAAGAUGAACGCUCGGAAGCGUAAUCCGAAAGGAUCAGGCUCCAAAUCCAAGAAAUCGCGGCAAGAUGACGACGAACUUGAUGACCAAUGA
Messenger RNA from Ustilaginoidea virens, 1872 nucleotides. RefSeq lists its product as uncharacterized. The record is from RefSeq and is a predicted model, not a curated record. The transcript is spliced from 6 exons. The coding region runs from base 1 to 1872 and encodes 623 amino acids. NCBI's taxonomy places the organism in Eukaryota, Fungi, Ascomycota, Sordariomycetes, Hypocreales, Clavicipitaceae.